Messenger RNA from Macrosiphum euphorbiae (potato aphid), 921 nucleotides. NCBI's taxonomy places the organism in Eukaryota, Metazoa, Arthropoda, Insecta, Hemiptera, Aphididae. The record is from the annotation of a GenBank genome assembly.
AUGAUACGUAGUGCUACGGACUGGAAGAUCUCAAUCUGUUUCCAAGAUGAUAAGCGCCCUCAGUCACCUCUCGCUAUAAGUGACCUCAACCUCCUGACAAGCAGCUGUGAUUGGUUUAUAAUUGCAGGCGACCUAAACGCCAAGCAUCCCUUAUGGAACACCAACAGCGUUAAUCCGGCAGGUCGGGUUCUAUACCGCUAUGCCCAAAACUCCGACUACGUCGUUACCGCACCCAGCUCACCUACCCACUUCCCAAAUAACCCCGUCCAUCGACCACACAUAUUGGACGUAGCACUACACAAACUCCCACUACAUUUUGUUGAAGUCUUCAACUUAAAUGAAUUAUUUUCCGAUCACAACCCCAUUCUACUCAUUAUUUCAGACUCCCCUGUGACCGCCGCACCGCCACAUACAAGUCGUAGAAUAAAUUGGCUAAAAUAUGCCAACUUACUUGAGAAAUCAAUUCUAAACUCAAAUGUACUAACAGAUACUUCAGAAAAAAUCGAUUCAGCUCUCCAAUACCUGUCCAACACCAUCGCGUCCACAGUCGAAUCAUGCUCAUACGUACCCACAAGCCGCUACAAUCACCAAAUUCCGAAUGAAAUCCUUGUGGAAAUUGCAUCGAAAAACCGCAUCCGUCGCGAAUGGCAACAAACCCGUGAUCCUGCAACUAAACGCCAACUUAACAGUAAAAUCAAAUUUAUAAGAACACUCCUGCAAACUCACAGACAAGAUGAAUGGGACAAGUUUUUGAACUCGUUGGAUAUCAAUGACAACUCCAUCUUCAAACUCAACAAAAAGCUGCUAAACAAAACCCCAGCCACUCACCCGCUUUCAGGCCCAAACUCUCUUUUAUACAGCGCAAAAGACAGAGCUGAGCUCUUCUCCGUUACUUACGAACACCAAUUCACCGAAAGAUAG